UAAACAAAAUUGACUACUAUGGCUAUUAAAAUAUGCCAUGAACCAGGCUGUUUUGUUUAAUCAACAAAUAUUUCCUAGUCAACCAUGAUUGUGGAGAGUUACUAUAUAAAUGAGCUUCUAUCAUCUUUAUCAUGCAAGUCACUACACACCAAUAAGUUGUAGAUCUAAAGAAACUAAGAGUUGCUGGAAAUGAGAGGCCAAGGACAGCUGAGGCAUUGGCCUCGACUAGUUUUUGCUAUGGCAAUUUGCUUCAUAGCCACUAGUGUUGUUGCUGACUACAACAAGCCUUAUGUUUAUGCUUCUCCCCCACCACCAAAGAAGGAUGCACACUCUCCUCCUUAUCUUUACAAGUCUCCUCCACCGCCACCAAAGCAUGUUAUCGACCCACCGUACCACUACAAAUCCCCACCUCCACCAUCUCCUUCACCACCACCUCCUUAUGUUUACAAGUCUCCACCUCCACCAAAGCAUGUAAGCCACCCACCUUAUGUCUACAAGUCCCCUCCUCCGCCAUCCCCAUCACCACCACCUCCAUAUGUUUACAAGUCUCCUCCUCCUCCAGUUCACUCGCCACCACCUCCUUAUAUCUAUAAGUCUCCACCUCCUCCAUCUCCUUCACCGCCUCCCCCCUAUGUCUACAAGUCUCCUCCUCCACCAAUUCACUCACCACCACCUCCUUACAUCUACAAGUCUCCUCCUCCACCAGUCCACUCACCCCCACCUCCUUACAUCUACAAAUCUCCACCUCCACCCAAGCAUGUAAGCCACCCACCAUAUGUUUACAAGUCUCCGCCUCCACCAUCUCCAUCACCACCUCCUCCUUACAUCUACAAGUCUCCACCACCACCAUCCCCAUCACCACCACCUUCAUACAUCUACAAAUCCCCACCACCGCCAAUUCACUCACCACCGCCUCCUUAUAUUUACAAGUCCCCACCUCCACCGGUUCACUCACCGCCACCUCCUUACAUCUACAAAUCUCCUCCACCUCCAUCAAAGAUAGUGCAUCGUCCUUUAGACUCAUACAAAUCUCCUUCACCCCCAGCGUAUUACUAUAGAUCACCACCACCACCGUCUCACAAGCUAUCUCGCAAGCCAUACGAAUAGAGUUCACCUCUACCUCCUAAAUACUACUAAGUUUACCGUGGUUAUAACUUCAAAUUUAGAACUUUAAUACUAUGCAUUCUUUUAUGCACGUUUGAGUUUGAAGAAAUUUUCCACAUUUGUCUGCGUAUCUAAUAAUUUUGUUUAUUUGAUGUACUUUUUUUUGGACAAUAAUUAAGAGUGUGAGUUCCUUUGAGAGAAGCAUUGCUAAUUGUAUUAUUUCUUUUUAUGGAAUGAAACCAAUAAUAAUUUGAUCUUA
This is a messenger RNA of Humulus lupulus (European hop), 1363 nucleotides long. RefSeq names its product extensin-3-like. Gene Ontology annotation, molecular function: structural constituent of cell wall. Bases 190 to 1107 code for a protein of 305 amino acids. Lineage: Eukaryota; Viridiplantae; Streptophyta; Magnoliopsida; Rosales; Cannabaceae. Gene Ontology annotation, biological process: plant-type cell wall organization. The record is from RefSeq and is a predicted model, not a curated record. The transcript has a single exon.